CUCUCUUGUCCCCCUUUCCUUUUCUUUGUCUCUCGCAUCGCAUCUCCUUCUUUCCUCUUUCUAAAAAAAAGAAACUGCCUUUUGAACAAAACCCAGAUACGAAGUAGGGUGUUUUUUAGUGAUUUGAAGUUUUAAAGCUUGAAUCUAUCGUAUAUAAGCUUUAGGAGGAAGUUCUUUUGGGAAUAGAAGUAAUGGGCAACAAUGUGUGGGUUCUGGGGGUUGCUCUUUUGCUGCUUCUCUCUGCUGGUGUAUCUUCAGCUCCUUCCAGUUCUUCACCUGCAAAGAUUGUAAGUGGGUUUGUCUCAAAUGCUAUGUCUUAUUUAAUGAAAUGGCUGUGGUCACUCAAAACUACGACCAAGACAGCGGUUUCUGGACGUCCAAUGGUGAAGUUUGAGAGUGGGUAUACUGUGGAGACUGUGCUUGACGGAAGCAAGCUAGGGAUUGAACCUUUCUCAGUUGAGGUCUUGCCAAGUGGGGAGCUUCUGAUCUUGGACUCUACUAAUAGCAACAUUUAUAGGAUCUCUUCUUCUUUGUCUCUUUACAGCCGACCAAAGCUUGUUGCUGGAUCCGCUGAUGGUUACUCUGGACAUGUUGAUGGGAAGCUCAGAGAGGCAAGGAUGAACCACCCUAAGGGACUCACUGUGGAUGACAAAGGAAAUAUCUACAUUGCAGACACUAUGAAUAUGGCUAUCAGGAAGAUAAGCGAUGGAGGUGUUACUACAAUAGCUGGAGGGAAAUCAGGCCGUGGAGGUAGCCAUGUAGAUGGACCAAGCGAAGAUGCCAAAUUCUCUAAUGAUUUUGAUGUGGUUUACAUUGGAAGCAGUUGCUCUCUACUUGUCAUAGACAGAGGGAACCGGGCUAUUAGGGAAAUCCAACUCAAUUUUGAUGACUGUGCUUAUCAAUAUGGAAGUGGUUUUCCUCUCGGGAUUGCAGUACUUGUUGCUGCCGGCUUCUUUGGUUACAUGUUGGCUUUGCUGCAACAUAGAGUGGGUACAAUUGUGUGUUCGCACAAUGAUUAUGAGACAAUAAACUCAAGCACCACAGUAAAUCCAUAUCAGAAGCCUCUGAAAUCAGUCAGGCCGCCUUUAAUUCCAAUUGAGGGUGAACAAGAGAAGCAAGAAGAAGGCCUCUUUGGAUCACUUGCAAAGCUUUUUGUCAACACAGAAUCAUCUGCUAUGGAAAUUCUGAGGGGACUAUUUCCUGGUUUUAGGAAGAAGCCGCUAAGCCAUCAAUAUCAGAGCCUAUACCAACACCCUCAACAGCACUCAACUGCUUUGCCAGUACAAGACAGCUUUAUGAUUCCAGAUGAAGACGAACCACCUUCCAUUGAUACAAGAACUCCCACACCACGAAAAACUUAUGCUUUCAUGUCCAAGGAUGCAGAUAAGAUCCAUCAAUUGCAGCAAAAUCGAGCCAUCUGUAAUGGAUGGGAUGGUGAUUUUCUGCAGCAGCAGAGACAGCAUCAUUACCAUAAUCGGUAUCAAUCUUCUGCCCCACAUACUUUCUAUGAGCUGAGCAAUGAGAAAACCAAUGAGAUUGAAUUUGGGGCUGUUCAGGAGCAAGAUGGGAAAUGUGAAUCUGUGGUCAUAAAGCCAGUUAAUCAUGGAGAACCUGUUUAUGAUUAUCAUAAUCUCCGUGCUAGAGCCAGUUUCAUGGGUUACAGCCAUGGCAAUUGAUUAUAUACAGGAGACAGUUUUUGGAAUCAUGACUUCAUUGUUCUUGAAAUAAGUCUUUUAUUAGUUAGUGUACAGUUGGUUCGAGGUUUGUUAUUGAGAAGGGAGAAAAUGUGAGGUAGCUUUCUGCAAUGUAAGCUCUACAGAAAGCUGGCCAAAAUAUUCAAAGCUAUGUAAUGUAAUGCUGCUAUUAAUGGUGAUCUAAUGCUCUUUUAUCCGAA
Molecule: messenger RNA, 1894 nt
Organism: Mangifera indica (mango)
Lineage: Eukaryota; Viridiplantae; Streptophyta; Magnoliopsida; Sapindales; Anacardiaceae
Exons: 7
Coding region: 192-1676 (494 amino acids)
Molecular function (GO): protein binding
Source: RefSeq, a predicted model, not a curated record